This is a messenger RNA of Pseudopipra pipra, 871 nucleotides long. RefSeq names its product ring finger protein 222 (gene RNF222). The record is from RefSeq and is a predicted model, not a curated record. The coding region runs from base 1 to 666 and encodes 221 amino acids. NCBI's taxonomy places the organism in Eukaryota, Metazoa, Chordata, Aves, Passeriformes, Pipridae. The transcript has a single exon.
AUGUCUGAGACCUCCUCCGGCAAGGAGAGUCCCCCGCCCGAGUGCCCCGUGUGCUACGAGAAGUUCCAGCCCCUGGAGGCCGCGCACCGGCGGCUCAGCUGCGGCCACACCUUCUGCCACGACUGCCUGGUGAAGUGCCUGCUCUCGGCCAAGCUGGACGGGCACGUCCAGAGCAGCAUCAUCUGCCCCGUGUGCCGCUAUGUCACCUUCCUCAGCAAGAAGAGGGCUCUGUGGCCGCCCGGGGCGGGCACCAACCCCCGGGCACUGGAGAUGCCUCUGUCACCGUCCUCCUUGUCCCAUCUCACCAAAGCAGAGGCCGGCAACACCCUGGUGGUGCCCAGUCACUUCGUGAUGCCGGUGCAGAGCUUUGCCCGGUGCUGCAGCGCAGGGACAAACCCCGCGGAGCCGCCGGGGCUGCCGGCGGCGCUGGCACGGGAAGCCCACAUCUUUGUCAUCAGCGACCACGGGAUGCCUCUGGUGGACACGGACUGCAGCUCCCUGGGGAGGAGGAGCAGGGCAGACACGGGCAGCUUGGUGUCAUCCAGCUCAGCCCUGGGGGUGAAGUGCUGCCAGUCCCCCAUGGCCCUCGCUGUCCUCCUCAUCCUCACCGUGGCCAUGCUGGCGGCUGUGCUCCCCUGGCUGCUGCUGGUCAAGAGGGACUUGUAGCAGGGAUGGGAUCUGCUUGGAUGCCUGAGUGGUGUCACUGAUGCUGGGACAGAGCCAGGGCUGGAACCUCUCAGAAGAUCUCUGGAAAAAGCCCAGAAGCAGCUCCAGGUGAAGCUCUCUCAAUGGACAGGGACUGAAUGGACUUUCAGACUUCCUGCAGAUCCCCAGGUGUCACUGCUGGCAUUUGCUGCCUCUUCUGGUUAAA